CAGCAUCCAUUUGCAUGUCUAAAUUCUACUACAACUUCGUCUCGUUGCACACCGUCACGCGCGCCACUCGCGCGUGCUACCUGCACACCACCACCACACCAUCUCCCUGAGUGGCUGAGUUUGAGCGAGGGAGGGCGCGAUGGACUGGUACGACUGGCUCAGCCGGGCGGGGCUCGGCGAGGGCCUGGCCGCCGAGUACGCGGCCCUCUUCGAGAGCAACGAGCUCGACGCCGCCGACGUCCGCCACCUCGACCACGCAUUCCUCGCCACCAUGGGCGUCGCCGUUGCCAAGCACCGCCUCCAGAUCCUCAAGCUUGCCAGGAAGGAGUCAUCCGCCUCUGCCGCCAUCACCGUCCUGCCGUGGCGCGCCACCAGGCUGCUCGCCGUGGCCGCGCAGCGGUCCGCGCGCUCCGUCGCCGGCUGCCUCCGCUCGGCAACAGCGCGCCGGGACAGACGCGCGGCCGUCGCGCCGCGCCCGCUGGAGCUCUGCCAACAACGCAUAAACGGCGGCGGCAGCGGAGCUACGCGAGGGCCGGCGCGGUGGAAGGGCGCGCCGGCUGUCGCGGACAGCCGCGGCACGGCGACGAAGCUGGCGGCUUUCCUCGCGCAGUUCAGCAAGCCCGUGCUCAUGCUCACGAAGAGCAGCGGGAUUAAGGGAACGAAGAACGGCGCCGUGACGCCGACUACGCGCAGCGCCAAGGCCAUUGCGGCGGGGUGCUUCGCGAGCACGGAGACGGGCAGCGACUACGACGCCGACGACGAUGACGAUGACGAGACUGACGACGGCGGCGGCGAGGAUCCAGAGACGCCGUGGGAGUCCAUGUUCCAGAAUCUGAAUCCCACUUAGGCGAGCCGCGCGCAUGCGUGCGUCAGACAAAAAGACACAUCCAUGGUGCACUGGCAGUGGCUCCGUGCCUCAGUGGUCUGGUCACUACACUAACCACUCGCCAGUGGGCGCUCCGACAUCUGUAACUAGUAAUGUACUAUUAUCUGUUCGGUGUGAAAUCGCAACGAGACUCUGUGUUGUUUUAUUUA
Messenger RNA from Lolium perenne, 1035 nucleotides. RefSeq lists its product as uncharacterized. The record is from RefSeq and is a predicted model, not a curated record. NCBI's taxonomy places the organism in Eukaryota, Viridiplantae, Streptophyta, Magnoliopsida, Poales, Poaceae. Gene Ontology annotation, molecular function: protein binding.